Biomphalaria glabrata is the source of this 1608-nucleotide messenger RNA. Its product is annotated as probable phosphorylase b kinase regulatory subunit beta. Gene Ontology annotation, molecular function: calmodulin binding. Gene Ontology annotation, biological process: glycogen metabolic process. The coding region runs from base 589 to 987 and encodes 132 amino acids. Gene Ontology annotation, cellular component: phosphorylase kinase complex. Lineage: Eukaryota; Metazoa; Mollusca; Gastropoda; Planorbidae. The record is from RefSeq and is a predicted model, not a curated record. The transcript has 8 exons.
UCACUAAAAGUAGAUCUAGGUCAAACUUUUUCCCCGUGUCUCCAACAAAUCACGUGCAUUUUAAGUUAUAAUUAGAUUCUAGAUCUAGAAUCUAAAUAUGGCUCCUCAUGUCUCGGAAGACAAUGAGUCGGGAGGACAGGUGAGUCACUGGCUUUGAUUUCGUUUUGAGAUGGGGCAGAAUUUUGUGUGACUGAUUAAGCCUUAUAUUCUGGAGUGGCAGAGUUUGACACAGUUCGUGCAUGUAUAGAUCUAUAUAUGUGUAGUGGAGUGGAUAUCUUAUCAGGAAACACCGGCCACCCCGAUAUCCACGUGACCCUUCCCCCUAAAUGGCACCUUGUGUCCGCGCAUGACAAGGCAGACCAACAUGGUCACUGUUGAUUCGACCGGCAUCUCCCGUAUGUUACUGGACCUACGUCGUCUCCACUCCCUGUUUGUGUCUGGUUCUACACCAUGUGUUUAUGUAUGGCUGCAGAUUGUUGAACCAAUCAUUCAUUGACAGUUGUUUAUAGUAAACAAAGGAACAAAAUAAAGACACAAUGUCCAGAUGCAUGAAUUGGAGAUUUAGUAACAAAAGAAAAAGAACCUCAUAUGCUGAACAUAAAACUUAAUGGUUUUUAUAUGCUCUCAAAACAUCAAAUCUUGCGAAACCAGAGUCCUAUCAAUGGUCUUUUUCCUUCUAUUGGAUCUGACAAGAAUACAAAUAGAAUAGCUCAUGUUCAGGAUUCUAUUUACUGUGCAGUUGCUGUUUGGUCACUGGCUCAAGUUUAUAAUCAGAUUUUCAUCAGAAUAGAUAGCAAUCCUUUGUUAGUCAAUGUCUCACUAAAGAUUGAUGAUGACCAGGGCAGUAUCAUUAGUUGGGCCAAGCUGAUGAUAGGUAUGUUGCAAUGUUGGAUAUUCAAGUUGGCCUCCUUCAGUCUUAGAGUGACUAUGGUUCAUCUCAAACACUUUUCCAUGUGCAAUGUUGGAUAUGACAGGCAGAUAAAGUAGAAAAGUUCAAAUCCAAUUAAGUCCAGCAUAUGCCCUGCACUCUACAUUGGAUCUUGUCACUGGUUACCCAGCAUACAGAGGCAAAGAAUAAGAACAUUUGCAAAUAAUAAAUGAACACCUUUGAUUUGGAUUCCUCAACUCAAGGAAACAUACCAAUACUAGAACAGUCUUAAAAAAACAGCAGUGAGGCCAACAACUAGUUAUUUCAGGUUGACAAGGGGUGGGAAUCUACUGGAAUGGUUGAACAAUAACAAUAUCACGCUAACCCCCACUCUAUACUUAUGCAGUCAUUAGUCAAAUCAUUGUUUUAUGAAUGUAGAGCCUUGACACUUUAAGCUGAUUCACAAAUAUGGAUGUAAGUCUCAAGAUUAUUUUUUUGUUUACAUAUCUAAAUAUUUCAUACACUAUGCAUGACACAGAUUUAGAAAAUAAAUAUAAUUAGCUUUAGGAACUAAAGAUCACUAAAAACAGCAGAAGACUGAUACAAAUGGCUCCCGGUCAUUUCAUUCACAGUCACUUCAUCGCAGUCAAUUCAUCUUCGGUCACUUCAUCCCCUGGUCAUUUCAUCUCCUGUUCAUUUCAUCCCCUGGUUAUUUCAUCCGCUAGUCAUUUCAUUCUCUU